AUGAAUUCCCAACAAGUAGCUGGGCUACAUACUCCUCCACGUGAUGGCCCGGAGCCCGGAAACCUUGUUGGCAGAGCGGCGGCUCUUGGGGUCUCAUCGGAAGAUCAAAGAAUUUAUACGGCUGAUGGUUCAUUGUCUGGCUUGGAUAAGCCCUCAAUUGUUCAACAGACAAUACUGCCUUCAGGGCAGGUUGUGAUUGGCGGGAAGGAAACGCAAUAUGUUGGCGCUACUCACUGGGCUGCAAUUCUUGAUGACAUAGGAGAAGUCAAAGAAUAUUUUGAUCAAGGAGAAGACGAUGAUAUUGAAGAGGAGACUGGGCCUGAACCCAGUCUACUUUCCAAUACAGAUGCACCACCAACCAAAGCCAAACUAUUGGCAGCUCUACCUUCCCGUAAAGUCGUUGAUAAGAUUGUUCAAGGCUAUUUUAAUGGAGCAAAUCCUAGGAAGAAAUUAAAAUAUAUCAAGCAAAAAUCACAUAGCAAAACCAAAACACCAAUACUCCAGCUCGCGAACAAUCCCUCCAUACUGCACAUAUUCCAAAUUUCAAAUGUUGUUCCACUCCAGAGUCCAGAAAACAAAGACCUCUGA
This is a messenger RNA of Botrytis porri, 588 nucleotides long. RefSeq lists its product as uncharacterized. The record is from RefSeq and is a predicted model, not a curated record. The transcript has 2 exons. Bases 1 to 588 code for a protein of 195 amino acids. NCBI's taxonomy places the organism in Eukaryota, Fungi, Ascomycota, Leotiomycetes, Helotiales, Sclerotiniaceae.